CCUCCAAAAAGCAGCCGGACGCACCGCCGCGGAUAUUUGGCUCGCCAUGUCGGACGCCGAAUCCGAAGAGUCCAGCGAGUCUGGGGAGCAGCCGCCAGCGGUUUCUGCGGCGCCCUAUGAGAAGAUCUCGUGCUUGGGCGAAGGCGCCUUUGGCGCUGUGUGGCUGGCGCGGUGCAAGAGCAGCGGCCGGCACGUAGCUCUCAAGGAGGUGUCUCGGCAGCUGGCCGACCCCGCGCUGCUGGUCCCGGAAAGGGACCUGCUGCGCCAGGUGGCAGAAGCGCGAGAGCAGGGCAGCUGGGUGAGCCCUGCGCUGACGGGGCUGGUGGCCGCGUUCACCAGCGCUUUCGCAGUGAGUUUGGCUAUGGACCUGGUGGAGGGCGGAAAUUUGCUGGAGCACCUGAAAGCGGAGGGCCGGAUGCCGGCUUUUCGCGUGGAGCGCUACGGCGCGGAGAUCGCCUCAGCGCUGAAGUGGCUCCACGGGGCCGGGUGGCUCUACCGGGACCUGAAGCUCAGCAACGUGAUGCUCUCCCUGAGCGAGGAGUCGCUGGGGCGGGUGAAGCUCAUCGACUACGGCUUCGCCUUCCGAGGCCUCGAGGCCUCGAAGGCGGUGGGCACCCUGCAGACCAUGGCCCCCGAGGUGAUUUGCUGCGCACGGGCAGCUUGGAAAGAGGAGCUGCAAUUGGAUUUCCUUCCCUCCAGUUACGGGCCCACAGCCGACUGGUGGUCCCUGGGGGCGCUGCUCUUUGAGCUCCUCGCGGGAGUGCCGCCCUUCGGCCACCACGACGACGUGCUGCUGGAGGGCCGCCAGGUCCUUGAAGCGCAGCUCAAAGGCCCAGAGUGGCCUGAGGAUGUGAGUGAGGCGGCCAAAGGUGCCGCUUGCGGUUUGCUGCGCCUGGAGCCCUCACAGCGCCGCUGGGAGGAGGUCUCUUUCAGCGAGGGGCCAGGGCUCCCGGUCCGCGGGGACCUGGGCUUCACCGUGGAGAGCGCCGCCGCGGCGCGGCUGCGGCCCCGCCGCGGCGCGGCGCUGCCCAUGGCACUGGAGGGGCCAGAUCCCUUCGAAGACUGGUGAGCGGGGCCGUUGCAGCUUCGCCUGGCGCGAACAAUGUGGGCCAUGGUCAUAUCUGC
This is a messenger RNA of Effrenium voratum, 1125 nucleotides long. The record is from the annotation of a GenBank genome assembly. Lineage: Eukaryota; Dinophyceae; Suessiales; Symbiodiniaceae.